Nycticebus coucang (slow loris) is the source of this 3525-nucleotide messenger RNA. It is a transcript of the gene TOGARAM2, whose product is annotated as TOG array regulator of axonemal microtubules 2. NCBI's taxonomy places the organism in Eukaryota, Metazoa, Chordata, Mammalia, Primates, Lorisidae. The record is from RefSeq and is a predicted model, not a curated record. The coding region runs from base 347 to 3349 and encodes 1000 amino acids. The transcript has 21 exons. Gene Ontology annotation, cellular component: cytoplasmic microtubule; cilium. Gene Ontology annotation, molecular function: microtubule binding. Gene Ontology annotation, biological process: microtubule cytoskeleton organization.
GUGGGGCUGCCCUGUCUUCGCCUCCUUGGACCCAUGGGCAACAUCGUCUCCGGAGAGAGGAAGGACCUUGGAUUACUCCAGUGAGAGGGGUUUGGGCUCUGGACAAAGAGUUAAACAAAGGCUCAGAGAAGUUUAAUCGUGUGCCUGAGGUCACACAGCUGGCAGAUGAUGGAAUUUAACCCUCGUCUGUGCUGACUCUCAAUACAAGUCCUGAGACGCCAUGUUCUACCACCUCUAUCCUGGAUGUGACUGAUCUGAGCCCUCUGGACCCCCAAGGACUGUCUUUGCAGCCCAGGAGCAGCCACUGCCUCUGGGAAACCAGCCAGGCACCUUCUCCACCCAGGGCAUGGCCACCCGUGACGAUGUCCCCCCAGCCAGGGUUCUGGCUCCAGUGGCUGUGUACUGCGCGAGUGUCCCUCGGACCAGUGCUGGGUCCCGCACGCUCCCGCCUGGAAGCAUUGAUUCCAGUCUGCCGGCUCAUGGAGAAGCCUCCCUCCAGCCCACACCAAGUGUCCUGCUGAGCAAUGAGAAGCCGUCACAGCUCCUGAGUGGACAUGGGAACCCGGGUAGCCAAAAACUGGAUGCUCCUUUGAAAGGCUGGCAGGCCAGGAAUGGUCACUACAGGAACCUUGGGACCCUGUCUUUGGGGUCCCACUCCCUGGCAGAGUCGGAGGCCAGCAGUGUCGCCCGGGAUACCACCCAGAUCAAGGACAAACUCAAGAAAAGGAGGCUCUCGGAGGGCCUGGCAGCAUCUUCCCCAGCCUCUCUGGAUCCUGGGGGAGGCCCCAAAGGAGCUGCCUUGAGGAGCACCAUCCCCCGCGCCACUGCUCAGAGGCUGCUGAGGGUGCCAAGGCCAAUGCCUCCCAUCCAGAGCAUCCCCACCACCCCAGAGGCCAGCGGAGGCAAGGAGAAGGGCUUAGACCCCACAGGGAAUGUCCAGGGACCCCAGGAGUUGAGAGCUGGCCCCCAGGAGGUACAGAUCUGCCCCCAGUUCCUGCACUGCAAUGAUGACAACAUGCGGAAGUCGCUGGGGGGCCUGGUGGUCCCACCCAUCCCAAAGGUGGGUGGGCAGGUGGCAGCCUCGUCCCGCACUGCUGGCACCCUUCCCAGCUCCUGGCCUCCAGGUCAGGACGUGGCCACAGGCCUCAAGGCCCCCCGUACACGAUUGGUUCAUGAGAGCAGGCCUCAGGAGAGGAGCCCUGGAUCUCUGGGGCCCAAACCCUCAGCCCUGCCCACUGGAGACAGGCCCGCCACUGCUGAGAAGCCCGCCCUGCCCUCUUCCCAGUCUGCCCCUGUGCUGACAGCCAUUUCCUUUGGCCCUGCCAGAGGAGCCCGCCCCUGGCUGAAAGAAGAGGACCAGAAGGAAACCAGCACCAAGAUUCAAGUCACUAUCUCGAAGUCUGCCCAGGAGAAGAUGCGGCUGAAGCAGAUGAAGGAGAUGGAACUGUUUCGCAGGGCAGAGGAGCCAGAGAGAGGGCGGGAGCUUGCCCCUCUGGGCCUGGGUUCCCGGAGAACCAUUGUGAAGGAAGGCCUCCUUCCCCUCCGGGGCAGUGGGACCCUGUCUGUGCCCACUGGACUGAGGAGCCCACGCAGAGACGACGCCGGCACUGCUCUGAGGAGGAGGGCCAACCGGUCCUCACUACCUAGCAUCCCCGUCAGCAAGCGGGAGCCCUGCUUUGCCCGCCACGCUUCAGCUAACUCGUUACCUGCGGUGCUAACUUUGGGGUCUCCUGACUGGGAAGAGGAGGAGGAGGAGAUGGAUCUUAGAGCCUUUAAGGAGUUGAGGCCUUUCUCAAACCCGGAGCUGGGCUUGGUAGAUGCCCUGCAGUGCCUCAGCAGCAGUGACUGGCAGUUGAAGGAGAAGGGCCUGGCGAGCAUUCGGUGCCUGGCUGCCUGUCACACGGAGGUCCUUGCUGGGAGGCUGCAUGAGGUGUCCUUGGCAGUGACUGGGGAGGUCACCAAUCUCCGCUCCAAGGUGUCUCGCCUGGCCAUCAGCACCCUGGGAGACCUCUUUGGAGCCUUGAAGAAGAAUAUGGACCAGGAGGCUGAGGAGAUUGCCCGUUGCCUGCUCCAGAAGAUGGGGAACACCAGCGAGUUCAUCCAGAGAGCAGCCAACCGGUCCCUGGGGGCCAUGGUGGAGAACGUGACCCCUGCCCGCUCCCUUGUGGCCCUCACCUCUACAGGCGUCUACCAUCGAAACCCCUUAGUCCGGAAAUGCACCGCUGAGCACCUCUCAGCCGUCUUGGAGCAGAUCGGUGCUGAGAAGCUGCUCUCGGGCAGCAGGGACAGCAUAGACAUGCUGGUGCACAACCUGGUGAGGCUGGCCCAGGACUCCAACCAGGACACCAGGUUUUAUGGACGGAAAAUGGUGACUAUCUUGAUGGCGAAUGCAAAGUUCGAUGCAUUUCUAAAGCAGUCCCUCCCAUCACAUGACUUGCGGAAGGUCAUGGCGGCCAUUAAGCAGCGGGGAAUCGAAGAUAAUGAUGAACUUUCAUCUGCCAAAGGCCACAAGGUGUCUCGGAGUCUGGUGUGUGAGAAUGGGCUGCCCAUCAAGGAGGGGCUCAGCUCCAAUGGCUCCCGGCUGCUGGGGCUGCGGGCCUCCCUGCGAGGCGCUGGAGAGAUGGGGGAGCAGCUUCGAGAGCUGACUCGGCUGCUGGAGGCCAAGGACUGCAGGUCCCGGAUGGAGGGCGUGGCACGGCUCCUGCAGCACUGCAAAGCCAAGCCCCAGCUCAUCAGCUCCCACCUGGUGCAGGUCUUUGAUGCUUUCACCCCGAGGCUUCAGGACUCCAACAAGAAAGUGAACCAGUGGGCACUGGAGGCCUUCGCCAAGAUGAUCCCCCUCCUCAAAGAGGGCUUGCAGCCCCUGCUGCUCUCCAUCAUCAUUGCUGUUGCAGACAACCUCAACUCCAAGAACUCAGGGAUUCGCGCUGCUGCUGUGACCACACUGGAUGUGAUGAUCGAGAGCCUGGACAACCUCUGCCUCCUCCAAGUGUUUGCUGGACGGGUGCGUUUCCUGAGUGGCCGUGCAGUGCUGGACAUCACAGAACGCUUGUCAGUGCUGGUGGCCUCGGUUUACCCCCAGAAGCCUCAGGUGGUGGAGCGGCACAUCCUUCCCGUCCUCUGGUACUUCCUGAACAACAGGCUUGGGAAUGGCGUCCUGCCUGGGCACGGCCAGAGCCUCCGCACAAUGGUGUGCCGGCUGUCCUGCAGCCUCCAGGAGCAAAUGGGCCCCCGCCUGCAGGACUUGGCUGCUGGCCAGCCGGAGCCUGUCCUCAGAACGCUCCGGGAACUCUUAGAUGUGGAGUCCUUGGGAGGCAGCCACAAGGCCACCAACAGGGGUGGCCCCUGACAGCAAGAAAACUGGCAGCUCACGCCCCUUUCAGCUGGACUAAAGACACAUCCCAAAUGGACAGUUAUUGUUUUCUUAAUUUUGUUUUAUUUUUAUGAUGGGAAUCAUCUCCUCGUCUCCUUUUCCCCUUAGAGUUCCAGAUGUAUAUAGUAUAUUUUGCAGUAGCAAUAAAAGAG